UGUGUAUCCUGUGUCAAACUCCAACCAACAUCAUGACUAAUACGGCCGCAGCCAAAGAAAAGUCGACCGAGGAAAAGGAUGUCAAAAAUCCGAUGCAUAUAAAGCGUGCGUCCACGGAGAAGCUGCGUGAAAUCUUCGGCAAAUAUGCAACCCAACAAAUCAACGGUGAACCGUACAUGACCAGCGAAGACUUUGUGAAGAAUUUCCUUGGACAAUCGUACAAUGAGGAAUCGAUAAAACUGAUCGCCGGCAUUGCCGAUACCAGCAAGGAUGGGCUGAUCUCGUUCGCCGAAUUUCAAGCGUUCGAGGGUCUGCUCUGCACACCGGACGCCCUGUACAAAACCGCGUUCCAGCUGUUCGACCGUAACGGUAACGGCUCGGUCACGUACAGUGAGUUUGUCGAUGUUUUCAAAAAGACAGAUCUGCACGCUAAAAUCCCGUUCAAACUGGACGGCCCUUUCAUACAGCUUUACUUCGGCAAGGACCGGCAGCGUGUGAUCAAUUACGUCGAGUUUAGCCAGUUUUUGCACGACUUCCACGAGGAGUGUGCGAUGGAGGCGUUCCGCUUGAAGGACACCUCCGGUUCCGGGUUUAUCUCGGCACUCGACUUUCAGGACAUUAUGGUGAACGUGAAGAAGCACCUGCUGACGAACGAGGUGCGCGAUAAUCUGAUUGCGGUUACCGAAGGUCACCGGGUGAGCUUUCCCUACUUUAUGGCAUUUAAUUCGCUGCUCAACAAUAUGGAGCUGAUCAAGCGCAUUUACCUGAACGCGACCAGUGGCAACCGGGCGGAACCGAUCACCAAGGACGAGCUGUUGCAUUCCGCGCAAACGAUGAGCCAGAUAACGCCGCUAGAGAUUGACAUCCUAUAUCAGCUGACUGGCGUGAUUCAUCAAAGUGGACGAAUCGUGUACAAUGAUCUUAGCAACAUUGCGCCGGAACACUACAUCAAAAACAUUACCCAUCGGCUGGCAGAAAUCAAAGCGGUAGAAUCGCCCGCGGAUCGGUCCUUCCUGAUCCAGAUGCUCGAGAGCACGUACCGGUUUACGCUUGGUUCGGUAGCGGGAGCUGUCGGUGCAACGGCGGUUUAUCCGAUCGAUUUGGUAAAGACACGGAUGCAAAACCAGCGCACCGGUUCGUUUAUCGGUGAGGUCGCCUACCGGAACUCGUGGGACUGCUGCAAAAAGGUUAUCCGGCACGAGGGCUUUCUGGGGCUGUACCGUGGUUUGGUGCCGCAGCUGAUGGGUGUUGCGCCGGAGAAAGCGAUCAAGCUGACGGUGAACGAUUUCGUGCGGGACAAGCUAACGGACAAGCAGGGCAACAUUCCGCGAUGGGGCGAGGUGCUUGCUGGUGCUUGUGCCGGUGGAUCGCAAGUAAUUUUCACCAACCCGCUGGAAAUAGUGAAAAUUCGGCUGCAGGUGGCGGGUGAGAUUGCGGGCGGUGCCAAGGUACGGGCGCUCAGCGUAGUGCGCGAGCUCGGCCUGUUCGGGCUGUACAAGGGUGCCCGCGCCUGUCUGCUCCGUGACGUACCGUUCUCGGCCAUCUACUUCCCGAUGUACGCACAUACGAAGGCGGCGUUUGCAGACGACGAGGGUUACAAUCAUCCGCUGACACUGUUGGCGGCGGGUGCGAUUGCCGGUAUACCGGCGGCGUCGCUAGUGACGCCGGCGGACGUCAUCAAGACGCGGUUACAGGUGGUGGCCCGCACCGGCCAAACGACGUACAGUGGGGUGAUGGAUGCGGCGCGAAAGAUUAUGGCCGAGGAGGGUCCGCGUGCCUUUUGGAAGGGAACAGUCGCUCGAGUGUUCCGAUCGUCGCCACAGUUUGGUGUAACGCUCGUAACGUACGAGCUGCUGCAGCGCAUGCUGUACGUAGACUUUGGUGGAUCGCGUCCAGCCGGUUCCGAUGUGGCGAAGGCGAAGGUUGAUCUGACCCGCGUCAAUCCGGACCAUAUCGGUGGCUAUCAGGCGGCCCUACCGAUGCUGAACGGUAUCGAAACAAAGUUUGGGCUGAGCUUGCCACGCUUUGGCAGCCCGGCACUCAAGCGUCAAGCGUCAUGAUAAGGCCAUCGUGCCAUCACGGAUGGCCGGAACCGGACUGUCAACGAUUGUUGGUGUGC
Molecule: messenger RNA, 2119 nt
Organism: Anopheles maculipalpis
Lineage: Eukaryota; Metazoa; Arthropoda; Insecta; Diptera; Culicidae
Gene: aralar1
Product: calcium-binding mitochondrial carrier protein Aralar1
Exons: 9
Coding region: 33-2060 (675 amino acids)
Biological process (GO): malate-aspartate shuttle; L-glutamate transmembrane transport; aspartate transmembrane transport
Molecular function (GO): L-aspartate transmembrane transporter activity; L-glutamate transmembrane transporter activity; calcium ion binding
Source: RefSeq, a predicted model, not a curated record